AUGUGUCACCACAACAGACCUGCCAGGAAAGGGCCGCCCCCCAAAACUCCGGGACCAGGCAAGGAGGGCAUUAAUCAGAUGCCAGGUUUCGGGAUGUCCACUCCAGUGACGGUAGCAGGGAAGGUGUUCCUGAUCUUCUACGGUCUCCUCGGCUGCGCCGCCACCAUCUUGUUCUUUAACCUCUUCCUGGAACGCAUUAUCACCCUCCUGGCCGUGGUCAUGAAGGCCGUGAGGGAACGGCGCAUUCGGAACUCUGGCCUCCUCCCGCCGGGUAUUCGCCAUGACUUCUCAGCGUGUUCUUUCCCGGGGUGGAAGCCGUCGGUCUACCACGUCAUGUUGAUCCUGGGGCUAUCCGCCAUCAUCAUCUCCUGCUGCGCCUCGGCCAUGUACACCCCCGUGGAGGGAUGGGCCUACCUGGACUCACUCUACUUCUGCUUCGUCACAUUCAGUACCAUCGGCUUUGGGGACCUGGUGUCGAGCCAGAGAGCGGACUAUGAGUACCAGCCGCUGUACCGUCUGGCCAACUGCCUGUUCAUCCUCAUGGGCGUGUGCUGCAUCUACUCUCUGUUCAACGUCAUCUCCAUCGUCAUCAAACAGGUGCUCAACUGGAUGCUUCAGAACCUAUGCUGCCAGCGGUGUAAAAUCAAGUCCAACUCUUUCCCAUUGGGUCGCCGCAACGCCAUCCGGCCUGGUUCGAGAAUCCGUAAAGGUCGCUUCCGAAUCAAACGCACGCUGGACUCGGGGGAUUCGGGACCCUACGAAAGAGACAUGGAGGGAGGAGGACGCAGACUCUCGGGAGAGAUGAUAUCAAUGAAGGACCUGACGGCCUCGAAUAAGGUCUCACUGGCACUCAUGCAGAAGCAGUUAUCAGAGUCCGCUAACGGUUAUCCAAGAACAGUGUGUGGGGGCUCGAGACAUAACGGAUUCUCUGGAGGAGUGGGCGCUCUGGGGAUCAUGAACAACAGGCUGGCAGAGACCAGCAACUCCAGGUAG
Messenger RNA from Salvelinus namaycush (lake trout), 993 nucleotides. RefSeq names its product potassium channel subfamily K member 12-like. The coding region runs from base 1 to 993 and encodes 330 amino acids. The transcript is spliced from 4 exons. Gene Ontology annotation, biological process: potassium ion transmembrane transport; stabilization of membrane potential. Lineage: Eukaryota; Metazoa; Chordata; Actinopteri; Salmoniformes; Salmonidae. The record is from RefSeq and is a predicted model, not a curated record. Gene Ontology annotation, cellular component: membrane. Gene Ontology annotation, molecular function: potassium ion leak channel activity.